Messenger RNA from Podarcis raffonei (Aeolian wall lizard), 1874 nucleotides. It is a transcript of the gene PDZD9, whose product is annotated as PDZ domain containing 9. Bases 464 to 1777 code for a protein of 437 amino acids. Gene Ontology annotation, molecular function: protein binding. The record is from RefSeq and is a predicted model, not a curated record. The transcript has 5 exons. Lineage: Eukaryota; Metazoa; Chordata; Lepidosauria; Squamata; Lacertidae.
CAACUUAUAUGACUUUAAAAGAGGAUUGGACAAAUUCAUGGAGGAGAGGGCUAUUGAUGGCUACUAUUCAUGCUGACUAUGCUCCACCUCCACAGGUGUUUCCGAAUGCCAGUUGCUGGGAACCACAGGAGAGGAGAGUUCUUGUGUGCUCAGAUCCUGCUUGUGGAUUUCCUGCAGGCAUUUAGUUGGCCACUAUGAGAACAGGAUGCUGGACUAGAUGGGUCUUUCGCCUGACCCCGCUUGCUCUUCUUAUGUUCUUAUGUUCAUUGGAGAUUCCAAGAAUCUUGGAAUUCCACAGUACUAGUAUUCUAAACUGUUACUAGGCAUCAAUGUCAACUUGCCUACCGUAGUGUUCUCCCUUCACAUGACACUGUAGGCUGGUGGUCUCUUCCCAAAAGGCUUUCCAGAGGCAUUUCUCUGAACGUCUUUGGCUACACAGAGAAUCCACGGAGGCUUUGUCAACAUGGACCACCAGAGGUUUUCUGGUAGAAGAGGUUCAUCUUAUGAAAGAAGGCCAUCUAUGCGACAAACGUCAUAUGAAAGAGAGAGGUCAUCUGACAGAAUAAGUUCAACUGCCAGAAGGAGAUCAUCUGCCAGAAGACGGUUGUCCGACAUAAGAGCUUCAUUUGACAGAAGAAGGUCAUCCGCCAGAAGAGCAUCUGUCAGACGACCAUCCUUCAGACGAUCAUCCUUCAGACGACCAUCCAUCAGACGACCAUCCUUCAGAAGACCAUCUCUCAGACGGCCGUCUGUCAGAAGACCAUCUGUCAAAUGGUCAUCCAUCAGAAGGCCAUCUGUCAAAAAAAAAUUGUCUUUCAAAAGUGCGACAUAUUUCCCACCAGCAGAUGAAGAAGAAACCUCAUCAACAGACUCUGAUGAUUAUUACAGCUGGGACACAGAUGAAGAUACCAGUUCAGAUAUGAGUGGAUCUGAACAUACUUUAAGUGCCACUGUGAAGACAAAUAUCCAAAUGGGAGAGCAGGGAUUAGGCUUAAUCCUCAUUCAGAACGGGCCCUACAUCCAGAUCUCAAGCCUGGUUGAGAAAAGUGCAGCAGUAAGAGAUGGGAAACUCCAACCAGGUGACAUCCUGAUUAAAAUUGGGCAUGCUAAUGUCCUAGGGUGGACACUACGAGAGCUAAGGCAGCUUCUGCACACCACCCUCAUUGGGACCGUUCUGCAGAUCCAAGUUUACAGGGAAUUUAUGAAAUUACCAGUCCGAUGGGAAACCGCCAUCGACAGCAUUCCUGAAAGAAAGGGAGCCAAGCUAGGAGAGACGUCAACUUACACCAGUGAAGAAGCUUGGUCGAGCAGCGAAGACUCUGAAGAUUAUGAUUGCGGCUGUCAUGUUAGUGACGACGAGGAGCUUAUUGGUGGAGGCCAUGUCGUCAGCUUCGGUAGUGAUGAGAUCUAUACUACAACCGAAGUCACUGAGGUUCCUGUUAACAGAACUGUACAUGCCGAUGCUUUUCCUAAUGUCAAAGCUGUACCAUCACUUUCUUUUGAAACUUCUAAGCAACCCAAGUGGAUCUCUAAAGACUGGCACAUCUUUGAAAGGAAAACCUACACAUUUACCGUGGGCUCAGACAUUGGUAACGACAUUAUCAUUCAUAAAGAUUUUGAAGAUGAAAGUGAUGCUGACAUUUCAAGUUUGUAUUUAACGUCCUCAUCGCCAUAUUGGACUAUGCUAAAAGGUGUUGCGCCGCCAUCAUUGUCAUCUUCCUCCUCUACUGUGUCAGAUGCAUUUUGGCUUGAAAACUUUUCUCAAGAAGUUGAAUGAGGCAACUGGAUCCAGUUUUGCACCGCCAGGAACUGGGUUUCUGAAACUGGAUCCAGUUAUAAGCUGGAUUUUCACUCAUACAACCUCUCCGCCAACU